Messenger RNA from Musa acuminata subsp. malaccensis (wild Malaysian banana), 1170 nucleotides. The record is from RefSeq and is a predicted model, not a curated record. NCBI's taxonomy places the organism in Eukaryota, Viridiplantae, Streptophyta, Magnoliopsida, Zingiberales, Musaceae.
UAUUGGAAGGGUCUGGAUCGAUAUGUAUAGGGCUCAAAGCUGGACAGAAGGGCUUACAGGGCUCUGGGAAAGAAAGGGGAGCUGGACUCCAAAAAGUAAACGAAUUCUUUCAGCCAUGCAACGACUCGUUCCGCUCACUAACCCCUGCUGGAUUUGAGACAGAAUUGCACCGGUGCCGUCUACUCCUAAGCUGCUUUCUCUACUGCUCCUUCACACAGGGGUAUACCUAAGGAGAAAGUGUAGAGUUCCUUGGAGCUAAAGGUUGAAACUACUCCCAUGCUUUCUAUUAUGUUGUAAACCAACCCGCUUUCUAUUCGAGUUGCCCUAAGGUAGGGAUAUUAGUGGAGGUAGAGGCUAAGAGAACCAUGAAAUGGAAUUGGACCUGUCUUGCACAUCAAAAAAUCCAAUUGUGAAACUAUAGCCUAGACGAGACGGCGGUCAUUGAUGGUUAUAAGGCGGGUGAUGUCUUUUAGCACGGGGGGUAGCAUGUCCUUUAGCACGGCUAGGAACCUUCCUUAUCCAACAAGCAGGAACCAUCCGAUCUUUUUGACAUAUUAUAUCCGAAAUUGGUGAACCCUUCCAAAUGGCCCAGAAAAUGACAGCCAGAAAAACGCCCUAAGCCCAUAUCAUAUAGCCUCGGCCUGUGAAAAUUAUGUUCAGCGGUCUAUACCCAAGUAGCUGUGGCCCAUGAUCCAAAGGACCCGAAACCUGUCUGCUAUCCUGACCCUAAAACCAACCCCACCUAUAUCUUUUCGGCUUCUUCAGCAGUAUAGAAUCUCGGUCCCUUACCUUGAUGCCUACAGCUCUAUUUGUUUUCCAGUGAUGGCAAGACGAAAUACUGCUUUGGAUUCAGAUUAUUGUGGUGUGUUGUUUCUGAAUGGCAUCAUAGCUACACGAGGGAAAGCAAUGCUGCCCACUCUGCCGCAAAGGGGGCCCUACGAAAUGCCAGUUACACCAUAAGGGCCCAGCAAGCAUAAUAAUGAAGUUCCGAGGCAGCGUUUCAUUCCAGCAACAUAUGGUUCAAAACGCCUUGUUCCAUCCGAAUCCCCUCCAUAACUAUACUAGUCUAGUUUAGGUGUUAUUAGUAUUGCAAUCAAUAAUGAAUAAAUGUGAAAAGAACACUAAUAAUGAGCAGACCACUUUGAUAUGUGGGUGCAUUUUUGCAUGUAA